CAUACUGUCACGUGUAGUUGAACGUAUCACUUUAAAGACUUUAAUAUGUACGCUCCUGAGAAGAGAAGUUGCACACUGAAGCGCAGACGUUACUCGAACUUUUCGGCUAUAAUAACCGCUAGCGGCCGAUCACGUAUGUGACAUGGCGUCCGGGUAGAAAGAAAGUUGACUGUUAAAUAAGCGUUAAUGUUGUUUUUAUGACAUUGACCGACCGAAAAGGGAACAUCCGAGGCCGCGAAUUUCCCACAGACACCGGCAUUGAUGGUAAUGCAUGCGAGGAAACCACAAAGGAUCAGCGAUGGGUACUUCGAAAAGCACCAGACCCAUCCCUAUCAGAACGCAAAGUACAGCAGUUCUAAGGGUGGCUACUCCUCAUCGACAACAUCAUCAGAUAGUCGUUACGAAGGACGUAUGCGAGAUUCCCCAAAUGGCAAUUCUUAUAGUCCAGCAGGGGGCUUGGGUAUGGGCAUGGGAACAGACAGAGACAGUCCUCGCAGCUACACAUCCAAGCCCCUAUACAAGAAGGAGAGAGAAAAUAGAGACUACAAGUUAUCCUCCUCUAGGGACAAGUAUUCGGAUUGUGCACGAUCCCCAAAAGACAAGAGAAGCCGUGAGAGCAGAGAUUCAGAACACAGGACCAACCACGAUAGGAGUAGUGGAGAGAUUUUACAUCCUAUAAAAUUAUCAUCAAAUUCAUCAAGAGAGUCUUCAUCUCAAAGAAAACCAUCACACAAUUCCUGUCAGGACAAACGUGGUGAUGAGCGAGGAGGUACAAUGGAACGUUCGGCCAGGUUUGGUGAUUGGUCAGAACACAUGAGUUCUUCGGGCAAGAAGUAUUAUUACAACUGUAAAACAGAAGUUUCUCAAUGGGAGAAACCACGGGAAUGGAUUAGUCGAACAGAAAAUCGACAACGUCAGUCCAAUGAUUAUUCUUCUAGGUCAAGUCAUGAUAAACAUUCCAACUCGCGAUCAAAUAGCAGUAGCAGUGUGCGAGAUGGUAAAUCAUCGCGUCAAUCCGACAAACGAGAAUAUUGGAGUUCAUGCAGUGGAAGCGGUGGUGGUGGUAGUAGAGAAGAUGUUUCGGUUAGGUAAAGAGAAAGAGAGAAGGAACGGGAACGAGAACGAGAACGUGAAAGAGAUCGGGAACCAUGUAGAGAAGAAGCAGGGGUGGAGCGUCAAGCUCAGGAUAUGGAUAUUUCUCCAGGUGAUUCUACACCAACUUCCGAACCUCUAACAUCUUGUACACAUGAUCCACUGCCUCAAGGUCCUGUUUCGUUGGCCACUGCAUUACCUCGGUUAACAUCACACCCGCCAUCUACACCACAAACACCUGGAAAACUUAAUUCACCAACGCAACAACAAGGAAAUAGUAAUGCUCCAGGACCACCCGUUUCGUUAGCAAAUCUUCCGAGACUUUUAUCUCAAAUCACAGGCAAUAAAGAACAACCCGAUAUUACUCCACAAAAAGCACUACAAACACUUCAAACAGCCGCCAUUCUGUUGUCAAGACAACAGUCGGCUAGUGGAGACCGAAAUAAUAGUGGAAAUGAUGUAAUGGUCCCGCUAAAAGUUGAUACAAGCGGCAAUGUUACAAGUGAGGGACCACCUACUCCUACACAUUCGGAAACCCAGGAUUGCAUCGAUGCUCGAAAAUUAACAAGUCCUGGGGGGACGAAUUCUGGAGUACAAGGUUUAAGCUCAUUGCAAAAUCUUAGUACAUUAGGUUCCCUUGGAAAUUUAAGUAAUACAGGUUUACAAGCAUUGUCUAGAGUACAGCCUCCUUUAACACCUUCCUUAACACCAUCACUUGCUAAUCACUAUCGGGAAGAUUUAACGCAACAUGUGCGUGCCAAACCUGCUGAUAUUCUUGAAAAACAGGCACAGAAACUUAGUGAAGAAGCACAUACAAUGGGAAGUUUACAGUGUACAAGAGUGUCGGCAGAGUUAAAGACAGCACGAUCGAUAGUGAGGCUGACAGAAAUCCAGGCAACGUUACAGGAACAAAGGAUAUUAUUUCUUCGUCAACAAAUUCAAACAUUGGAGGCGCUAAAAUCCCAAAAUUCCUUCAUGUCUGACGAUUCUUAGUGUAAGAAACUUUAUAAAGUAAUUAUAAUUACGAUCUAUAAUUAAUUCAUGCAAAAAAUAAAACAUAAUUAUUAAUAUUCUCAUUAAUAUUGAAUAAUUAAGAUUGUACCUAAAUUAUAAUAUCAUGAUAGAAGUGAUAAAAAUAGUAAUGAAUAUGGGCUGCCCAGAGAGGAUUGGCUGUUCCGUUUAUCAGCUAAUGAGUCUUAUUACAAUUGAUUAGGAAACCCACCUCUCUGGGAAGCACAGGAGGCCUAUCCACACGCAAACACAACACACUAAGUAAAUAGAAAAUGAAUCUAUUCUAUCAGUUCAUUGCAAACUAUUGAAUUGUCCACAUCGUCUUGUAUUACCUAUGUUAUACGUGUCAAUGUUUCAUAUCCCAAGAUUAAGCGGCAUUUUAACUAGUUGAAACAUUUUUGUUGUAAAUCUCGGAAUAAAAUUCGUGCCAGAA
Molecule: messenger RNA, 2536 nt
Organism: Eufriesea mexicana
Lineage: Eukaryota; Metazoa; Arthropoda; Insecta; Hymenoptera; Apidae
Gene: wcy
Product: WW domain-containing adapter protein with coiled-coil wacky
Biological process (GO): regulation of autophagy; positive regulation of TORC1 signaling
Cellular component (GO): nucleus
Molecular function (GO): RNA polymerase II complex binding; chromatin binding
Source: RefSeq, a predicted model, not a curated record